CCCGGGGUCCUAUAUUUAGGGCGCGCAAUCGCCAGGGUUUGCCAUCGUUCUUGCGCUCGUCUCCUCCCCGGAUUGGAGCAAGCGCGGCUCUGCGUCGAUCGAAUCGGCGCGGCAAUGCAAUUCCAAUCCCUGCGUUCCAGGUUUGCGUCGCGAUCGCCUUGAUUCUACUUCCAGGACACCAGGGAUUGGAUCGAAAUUUUGGCAUCGCCUGCGCCGCUGGCCAUUUGGCGAGCGGUCCGUCGCCAUCGCCGUGCAUAAUCGCGAAUUUUUUUCUCUUUUCCUUCGCGACAUAGCGAUCCAAUCCAGCUGCUGGUGGGUGAGUUCAUCGUGGCUGGCAGCCCAUUGCAAUCAACGUCAGCAGGCUUCUUCUAGGGUAUGAUACUGGCGGACAAGUCAGAGAUAAACAGUGGCCUCAUGGUUUCGUCCAAACGGCAGUUCUAGGCUAGGGGCAGGCUGCGUGAUGAGAAUUCCUCCAGAAGAAGGUUGUAAGCGAUGAUCCCACUGAGAGGGCGUCGGGAAUGGUGAUAGGCUGCUCAAUCCGGCUGGUUCUUUCCAGUCUUUUAGUUUGCAGUCUAUGGGGACAAUCAGGAGCUCUCCGGCUCUUGAAAGACAAGGAUGUUCAUCACGAGAAUUCAUCCUGGCUCCAACAGGAUCUCCCUGGAGAAGGAAACGAGCUUUCAAUUGGUCCGUUUCCAAUGCUUAAUGUUUCCGGGUCUUACAAGGGGAUAUGGCGAACACAGAAUCCAGAAAAUGGUAGCGUUCGAUUCCCAGACUUUCAAAACUCGAUGGGAACGUUUGUGGUCGAGCUUUCUAGUUCCACAACGGAAAUACAUGGUGUACACUACGUCCAGGGUCAUAUUCUGUUAUGGGACGGGAUGUACGUGAAAGGAAAUGAUCCUCAGCUACUUCAAAUGCGAAUGGAAGGAGUGUAUGUGUGGCCAUUUCGGCAAUUACGGAUGGUUUUAAGCAGUGCAUCUGAAGCAGACUUUCUGAAAGUGGACGACUCGUUUCCAUCAAAUCCCUACCAUCUGCUCGGCAUUUUCUCGCUGCAGGUUCUACAAGAAUCUCCUAGAUCUCAUCCUCAUACCAGGAAGAGAAAUGGUGCUGUAAUGGAAAUGAGCAAAACAUGCAAAGUGCAUUUGUCAACGCAAAUCGUCAGUGCUAUCGCAGACGACCACCAUGCAUACCAAAUGCGUGGAUCCAUAGAGAGCCCAAUGAUCGAAGACGAGGGCGAAUGCUUUCCGUCGAUAGCGAUCAACGCAACUUCUGUAAAUGUUGAGGCGUACUAUACCAAGGCCGUCAAUUACACGUUGAUGGUCACUUUUAUCUCCUUCUUGCAGGUUCUUUUCUUGAUAAGGCAGAUGGAGCACAGCAGUACGCAAUCGGGUGCUGCAAAAGUAUCUCUUUUAAUGAUCGGUCAACAAGCUAUCAUGGAUGCGUACUUGUGUCUGCUUCAUCUGACUGCAGGGAUCCUUGUAGAGUCACUGUUCAAUGCUUUUGCGACCGCCGCAUUCUUCAAGUUUGUUAUAUUUUCGAUUUUUGAGAUGCGCUAUCUACUAGCUAUCUGGAAAGCGCGGAGGCCGGCCACAUCCGGAGAAGGAUGGGAAGCCAUGAGGCGCGAGCUGUCUGUCUUGUAUUCUCGGUUCUAUGGAUUUCUUCUUGGAGGAAUUCUCAUAAUGUAUGAGCUUCAUUCCAUGCUGAGAUAUAUUUUGGUCGUUUUCUACGCGUUUUGGAUACCUCAAAUCGUUGCAAACGUUGCUCGUGAUUCACGAAAGCCUCUUCAUCCUCACUAUAUUCUUGGGAUCACAUUGACCCGGCUAGCUAUACCUCUCUACGCAUUUGGCUGUCCGAGAAAUUUUAUGCGCAUUGAGGUUGAUGUUGGAUGGUGUAUCGGUAUUUCAUCCUUCUUGCUACUCCAAGCGUUUUUCUUGUUGCUUCAACAUUACUUGGGAUCGCGCUGGUUCAUUCCACGAAAGUUUCUUCCGGAGAAGUACAGCUACUUCCGAAGGAUCGAUCGAACAGCUUUGCAGAUUGGACUUAAUGGUGACAACAUGGUUGUGGACUGUGUUAUUUGUAUGGCUGCUGUAGAUAUUGGACAACGCUCUUCCGAUUGCAUGGUUACGCCUUGCGACCAUGUUUUUCACUCUGGCUGUCUCCAGCGAUGGAUGGACAUCAAAAUGGAAUGUCCAACUUGUCGUCGAUCUUUACCUCCGCUGUAAUAUAAAAUUUCUUUCGCUCUGGUAUGUGCUUGACUUUCGUGAGGUAAGGAGUGCUGUAGUUGGUGAGACGAUAGAUAGAUAGAUAGAUAGAUAGAUGGAAUUUAUUUUCUCGAUCUCUAUCUAUCUAUCUCGCUUCCUUUUUUUUUCCCUUUUUGUCUCAGGCGAGAAACGCAUUUGAAAGGACUGACACGGGCACACGAACAGGCAACAGGCAAUUAAGUGAAAUAUUUGUAGCGGGCAGACAAGCUUACCUCAUCAAAACGAGUGUUUUCACUCAGCCGGGUCUCUCGAAUCGAAUCGUCCUCUCCGAGUACAAGGCAAGCAUUUCAAAAGCUAUGGUUUUAGCUCCAAUCCAGUGCCUUUUCAACGCCAAAUGUUCUUAAAGUAAGAUGGCAGUGGUCUCUUUGCGAUUGCGAAUGGAUCCCCUCCGUCCUGGCUCGACCAAUCAUUCGCUUAAAAGAAAAAAUCGUAAAGAAAGAAGCAACUUUCA
Molecule: messenger RNA, 2709 nt
Organism: Selaginella moellendorffii
Lineage: Eukaryota; Viridiplantae; Streptophyta; Lycopodiopsida; Selaginellales; Selaginellaceae
Product: transmembrane E3 ubiquitin-protein ligase 1
Exons: 16
Coding region: 519-2219 (566 amino acids)
Molecular function (GO): zinc ion binding
Source: RefSeq, a predicted model, not a curated record